Williopsis jadinii is the source of this 2133-nucleotide messenger RNA. RefSeq names its product Sec1p (gene SEC1). Bases 1 to 2106 code for a protein of 701 amino acids. Gene Ontology annotation, biological process: intracellular protein transport; vesicle-mediated transport. The record is from RefSeq and is a predicted model, not a curated record. Lineage: Eukaryota; Fungi; Ascomycota; Saccharomycetes; Phaffomycetales; Wickerhamomycetaceae. Gene Ontology annotation, cellular component: secretory granule; plasma membrane. The transcript is spliced from 2 exons. Gene Ontology annotation, molecular function: syntaxin binding.
AUGACUUCGCUCAUAGAACUUCAGAGGAACUACAUCUUCAAUACCUUGACCAAUGUUCAGACUGCCAAUGGGCUGAAGAUCCUUAUACUCGACAAAACGACGGAGGAUUACCUCGUGAAGAUCAUCUCACGCAGCGAGCUGCUGCGGAUCGUCACUGCGGUGGAGAGAGUUGAUCAGAGACGGAAGGUUCAAUCCUCCGUUGAGGCAAUAUACCUCUUGGACUCGACACUGUUCUCGGUGAACUGUAUGCUGACUGAUUACAAGCACAUCCCGAUCCGCUAUAAGGCUGCACAUGUGUUCUUCUUGCCAGGGUUGACGAGUGAGCUGUCUCGGAUCAUGAAGCAGGUCCCACAGUUCACCCAAUGUACGAAGACAUUCACCGAGUUCCAGGUGUGUAUUGAGCCAAAGGAGUCCAUGGUGUUCACCACAAGGGACUACCAAGGAAUGCAGAUCUUCUACAACAGCCAUUGCCAUGACCUGGUCACUGAGACGGUGAAGAGCACUGCACGUUCGCUUGUGAAUGUGUGUGUAAUGACUGGUGAAUACCCGGUAAUUCGAUACUAUACGCCAAAUGCCAAUGACGGCUACUUCCAAGCGUCCAUACUGCCAAAGAUGAUUGCCAUGGAGUUCCAGGAGCAGCUGGAUAACUAUGCCAGGGAUCACCCUGAAUUCCCACCACAGUCCACAAGACAGAGAUCGAUAUUCUUGGUUACUGAUCGUACAAUGGACUUAUUUGCACCACUGCUCCACGAGUUCACGUACCAGGCAAUGGCGUACGACGACUCGAAGGAUAUCAACGGCAAUUCGUAUAUCUACGAGGCCGAAAAUGAGCAAGGAGAAGUUGAGCCAAAGACAGGUGAAUUGAACGACAAGGACCCUGAAUGGUGCACGUUGAGACAUUUGCACAUUGUCGACGCAAAGGACCUCCUGAACUCGAGAUUGGAGGAGUUUCUAUCCAAGAACCAGAUGUUUGUAGACAGAUCCAAGAUCAAGACGGCAUCUGACAUCCUCACCGCAGUGGCACGCCUGAAAGGGUUCGACGAGGAUAGAAGGCUCCUCAUCAUGCAUAAGACGUUGAUCGACCAGCUGCUGGAGAUCAAUAGGACAAAGAAGCUGGCAGACCUGGCUGAUUUGGAACAAACGCUGGCGAACUUUGGUGUUGAUAUCGAGGGCGAAAAGGUCAAAGACCUUGCCGAUAGACUUGUCUCCAUGGUUGCCGAGGAUAGAUAUGAACUCAAGGACAAGCUGAGGGUGAUCAUAUUGUAUGGAUUGUACAGAGGAGGCCUCAUCGAAGAGGAUUACGUCAAGCUGAUCCGUCUCAUGGGGUUCUCUUCACCAGAUGAGAUCCACUACCACAUGUCCUUCAUCAAGAACUUUGACCUGAUUGGGUUCAAGCUGAUUAAACCUGACUUGAAAUCCAAGUCCCUGUUCAAGAGAGAUUUCUACCAUGAAUCCGUGUCUGAGAACUCCUACAACACAUCCAGGUUCCGUCCUUCUAUCAACUCCAUAGUGACAAAAGCUCUCCAGAACUCGCUGGAGCAGUCUGUCUUCGAGUAUACGAAGGAUAAGCCCCUGGACGAUGACCCAGAAACCCCUGGGCCUGUCCACGUGACAACGUCGUUGAGAAACCCCAAGCAUAAGCCCUCAUGGGCUCGUACCAACAGUGCGUACCAGGCACCAAGACAACGUAUCUUCUACUUUGUUGCAGGUGGAAUCACCUACUCGGAGGUGAGAACCGCAUAUGAGCUGGGCAACCGUUGGGAGAAGGAUGUCAUCAUUGGUGGAGACGAGAUACUCACGCCUUCCAACUUCUUGAAGCAAGUCCACAAGUUGAAUGCACGCCGUGAGGACUUGAACCUGUACAUUGAUUACAAACGUUCCAAGCCAACAGAGGCACCUCGCUAUCUGUUGGAUGAGUUCCAAAGAACACAUACUCCCACCACUUCAGACGUGACAGACGGUCAAGCCGGAGUGUUCCCGAGACCUUCAGUGGGCCCAGCAGGCACAGCAUCUCCUACUGCGAGCCCAUCAUCACAUAUUGAGGCUUCACCAAGUAAGAGUAAGAAAGAGAGGUUUAGAAAGUUCUUGAGAAAGUCAAAGGAAUGAACAUAGUUGUUUAUUAUAGAGAUGUUU